Clupea harengus (Atlantic herring) is the source of this 1416-nucleotide messenger RNA. Its product is annotated as C-type mannose receptor 2-like. Lineage: Eukaryota; Metazoa; Chordata; Actinopteri; Clupeiformes; Clupeidae. The coding region runs from base 27 to 1346 and encodes 439 amino acids. The transcript is spliced from 5 exons. The record is from RefSeq and is a predicted model, not a curated record.
UUGGUGUAGGUGUGGGGUUGGAGGACAUGGAGUGGAGACUCGCCUUACUGCUGGUCUCAGGUUUCGUCAUGGAGUGCCUGAGUGUCCCUCGUCACUUCAUCUUUGUAAACCAGACAAAGAGCUGGACUGAGGCACAGAGUUACUGCAGGGAAUAUCACACUGACCUGGCCACCAUUACCAACAUGGAGGACAUGAGAAUGGUGAGGGAGAGUGGUGAAGGUGUUAAGGGGGUUAUCUGGAAUGGGCUGUAUCAGACGACUAACCCCAGCUGGAAGUGGUCUCUGGCAGAGGAAGGUUUCUACGGUCCUGGAGAGGCUGACUUCACUGAUUGGAAACCAAAUGAGCCUAACAACUUGGAUACGGAGAAAUGUACAGUACUGACUACUGAGGGUCAGUGGAAUAAUGUGGAUUGUAAAACCACAAAACCAUUCGUGUGCUACAAUGGUACCCACCGUGGCAAUAAGUCAUAUGUUCUUAUUGAUAUGAACAAAUCCUGGAGACAAGCUCAGAGCUACUGCAGAGAACACUACACCGAUCUGGUGAGUGUGAGGAACCAGGAGGAGAACCAGCGGAUUAACGAGACAGCGCAAGAUAAAGCUGUCUGGAUCGGCCUGUUUAGAGAUGACUGGAUGUGGUCUGACCAGAGGAACUCCUCCUUCAGAUACUGGAAACAAGGCAGGCCUGACAACAAGAAGCAUAACAACUGUGCAGUAACAAAACGGAUUACAAACAAAGGCAAAUGGACAGACAGAAAAUGUUUUAGGAAGUAUCCUUUCAUCUGCCACUGGGACAAGCUGCACACUUCUACCCCAGACAAGCUGCACACUUCUACCCCAGACAAGCUGCACACUUCUGCCCCAGACAAGCUGCACACUUCUGCCCCAGACAAGCUGCACACUUCUACCCCAGACAAGCUGCACACUUCUACCCCAGACAAGCUGCACAAUUCUGCCACAGACAAGCUGCACACUUCUACCCCAGACAAGCUGCGUCUGGUUUCUGAGAAGCUGAGCUGGCGGGAUGCGUUGUAUUACUGCCGAGCGCGCCGCAUGGACCUGGUCUCCGUCGUCUCGUCUGAGAUCCUCGACUGGGUGAAGAAGUUGGCAAAAGACGCCUCCACUGACCACGUGUGGCUGGGCCUGUACUACCUGUGCCCACUGGACGUGUGGUUAUGGGUCAAGGGAGAGACCGUCUGCUCCACCCUCUGGGAUGAGGGGAGCUUGCCCGGCAGGAAGGAGGCGCGUGGGGGAGCAGGAGCUGUGAUGUCUAGAGAAGAGCAGCUGUGGGUCAGCAAGCCUGAGACCGACAAACUCAACUUCAUCUGUGCUACUGACGAGGGUGAGUAGAAGACCUGGAUGGAAGUCCAGGAUCAAGACCUUCUGUUUCUUCUCAUUGACUCCAGCGGCUUCACAUCAA